Humulus lupulus (European hop) is the source of this 480-nucleotide messenger RNA. Its product is annotated as adenosine kinase 2-like. Bases 1 to 417 code for a protein of 138 amino acids. The transcript has 2 exons. The record is from RefSeq and is a predicted model, not a curated record. NCBI's taxonomy places the organism in Eukaryota, Viridiplantae, Streptophyta, Magnoliopsida, Rosales, Cannabaceae. Gene Ontology annotation, cellular component: nucleus; cytosol. Gene Ontology annotation, biological process: purine ribonucleoside salvage. Gene Ontology annotation, molecular function: adenosine kinase activity.
AUGGUGGCAUAUAAUUAUUUGCCAUACAUGGAUUACGUUUUUGGAAAUGAGACUGAAGCAAGAACCUUUGCAAGGGUUCGUGGCUGGGAGACUGAAAAUGUUGAAGAGAUUGCUGUCAAGAUUUCCCAAUUGCCCAAGGAAUCAGGUACACACAAGAGGAUUACUGUUAUCACUCAAGGUGCAGAUCCUGUUGUAGUUGCUGAGGAUGUGAAGGUCAAAUUGUUCCCUGUUAUUUUAUUACCCAAGGAGAAGCUUGUUGACACCAAUGGAGCAGGGGAUGCGUUUGUUGGGGGAUUUUUGUCACAGCUGGUGAAGAAGAAGCCAAUUGAAGAUUGUGUGAAAGCUGGCUGUUAUGUAGCAAAUGUUAUCAUUCAGAGGUCAGGAUGCACAUACCCCGAAAAGCCAAAUUUCAAUUAGGUCCAUUUUUUGGACCGGAAGAGUUCUCUUUCCUCUUGUACUUAACAGAGGAUCGUACUAUUA